Molecule: messenger RNA, 1517 nt
Organism: Panicum virgatum (switchgrass)
Lineage: Eukaryota; Viridiplantae; Streptophyta; Magnoliopsida; Poales; Poaceae
Exons: 3
Coding region: 90-1226 (378 amino acids)
Source: RefSeq, a predicted model, not a curated record
AAAUCUUUACUUAUCUUUCAAUUUGAAAAACAAGCCACUUAUGUUGCCUUGAUUCGUCGUUCAUUCUUGUGUGUACGCUUGAUUUUGCUAUGAGCAUGUACAGCGUAGCAGCUGAAUUAGGAUUGGGUAAGCCUGCACAGGCCCUCGCUUCGCCAGCCCCCAGGCCUGCACCAGCCACAGGAGUACCCACGACGCAGUCUCUAGCUGAAGUAGAUCAGAUUCUGCCUGAGGCUUCUGCUGAGGAGACUCCUGGAACUGGAGCAGAUCGAGGUGACCAAGGAGGGGCACCAGCAGCGCCUGAAGGUGAUGAUGCUCUGAUUGAUGCAUCAGAGAUCUCAGUAGGUGAGCCAAUUCUGUGGCCUUUUUCAGAUUGCCAUCUCCCAAUAGCUCGACUCGUUAACACUGAUGGAGUAGAAAUUGUAGCCAUGCAGCAAUCAAUAUCUGAAAAGCAAGGUGCUGCAAGUGCUGAAGAAAUUCUGGAGCGUCUGCCAAAGAUAUAUGCAAAUCUGAAUGAAGACUCUAUGCUGCUGGCGGAAAAAAUGAAGUUAUUUCAAGAUAAUAUAAAGGAAUGUCAGACAUUUUUAACCGAACUUGCCAACCAGUCAACUGUGAAGUCCCAGAAGCUAAAAGAAGUUGAAGAAGGGCUCCAGCUGAUGGUCGACAAGAAAAGCCAGCUUAAGGAGAAGACCCAAGAGGUCGAUGACUUGUGGAACAAACAUGACACGAUCGAGUUUGAGCGCCGCCAGGAGAAGGAGCUGCUGAAGAAAGAGAUAGAGUCCCUGGCAAAGGACAACAAAGCUCUCAAAGAGAGAAAUCAGUCUUUGCAAGAGAAAAACAAGUCGAUUGUGAAGAAUCAUAAAGGUGAAGUAGAGAGGCUUACCAAGAUCAUGGAGCAUGCAGAUGUGCAGCUGGUGCAGUGCAUGCAGCAGAUCAAAAACUUGGUAGCUGAAAAAGAUAUCUGCAACAAGGAACUUGCCGACUUGAAGACUGCUGCACAGGCAGUGGUCGACAUGGUGGAUCCUCCUGAGGGGAGUGUUGAAGAGGGUAGGACUUUGUUGGAGCGACUGCAGGCAGCUCCACAAAAGAUCACCAACUCUCGGAGACCACCAGGCAGUAUCGCAUGUUUUAGGUUUAGUCAAAUCUUAUUGGCCAGAGGCGAACUUGAAGCCACUUGGAGAAGGUAUGCCCCUCGAGUGCGACGAAGAGAAGUUUGCUACUCUUAUUGAGGAGGUGAAGCAUGUGGCCGACAAGAUUGUUGAUGCCUUAGAGCAAGGUGCUGAGGCAUGAACUGAUGGAAUUUGGGCUAGGCCCAUGAACAAUUUCAGAAAUUCCAAAUAAAUCUCAAAGACCCAUGGUGCAUGAAGGAAGUGAGCUAGGGUGCAAACCUUUAAUCCCACAUUGCUAGGGGAAGUUGAGGAGGUCCUAUGGAUCUCCUAUAUAUCUAACCCAUAGGCUACCAUCAGAGUACACAUCAACUCAAGCUAAAGUUACAAAACUGAGCUAGGGUUACAAACCUA